This is a messenger RNA of Chilo suppressalis (striped riceborer), 4529 nucleotides long. The record is from the annotation of a GenBank genome assembly. Lineage: Eukaryota; Metazoa; Arthropoda; Insecta; Lepidoptera; Crambidae.
CGACGCUCGUACUGUUUACUAGUAAUUUCAGCUGUCAGUUUUAAAAUAAUUAUGCCGUCGUGUGUCGUUCCCACUUGCAAAAAUGCAACAGGAUCUACGAAGAAAUUAGAUGGGAUCACCUUUCAUCUGCCAGCGCGCGUGGUCCUCUGGAGGAAAGGGGAAGGAAGAGAGAAUAACUCCUCUAAAUCUAAUCUAUGUAACUAAUGAGGAUAUUUGUGUCAUUAAUAAUAACAAUUGCGCUGUUUAAUAACCUAUAAUAUGUAAAAAAUACUUUUCACAUAGUAUAAACUGCGCGAGUGUUUUAAUACCAUUUAUGUGCGGAUAAUUCAUUCAGAUAAAACUAAUAUAGCCAUUAAUUACUCAGUUUCAAAAAGAUAUGCCAAAAAGGUAUGUUGAGAUUAUAAUUGUAAUAUUAAAACAUGAAUGUAGACAAAUAUGUUCGUCACAUUACGUUUACUAGAAAUAUUUUCACUUGUAUUAGUUUACUUAAUAAAUUAUGUAUGUGCAAACUACAAAAUGUAUUAUUUCAUUCUACCCCACCGUAUUAUCCAUGGUAUAGCCCUAUCAUCAUACCAAUUAUUGAGCUGAGUCCAAGAUAAGUUUCAGUAACAACUUGUGUAAAGGACUCUAGAUUAACAUACUUAAACAUACAUAUAUAUUUUUUGUAAAUACAUACAUAAUAUGCCAAGACCGAAAGAGGAGUAAAAGACCAGACUAUGCAGAUAAAUAAACUGUUUUUCAGAAAAAACGAGCACUUUAAUUUUUUUUUCUACUUCAAUGAAUAUAACAAGAAAGGGGUAUUAUAAAAGUUACCUUUAAUUUUAGUUAUGAUACUCACAUCCAAUUGUCAAACUUUGUUCCUAUUAAAUUAAGUCAAAAGGAAUGAAUAUAUUUUACCUAUUGAACGUUUAAUAAUUACCAUUUGACAUUACUGUCAUAUUAUACAUAAAAUUUUAAUUUUACCCCAAAAGCGGUAAUGUUAUGUUGCGCUGGUAACACUACGCGGGUGGGUGCGGCGCGGGCGGGAAGUUGUUUUGGACACAAUGCGCUCUGUACAAAUAAGACUAAAUGCUCCUUCUGGUUUGUUCUGUAUUCUGAGACUGUAAUUAUGACAUUUCGCCGACAAGGUGAUAACAUAAAAUCUGGUGAUAAUGAGUGACGCGACACGUCCUUGGCCCGUUAUUUUUUUUUUGACGUGAUAACGUCUUAUAAAUCGAUGAACACCGGCUGCACGCACGAAAAAGUGUUGUGUGAGCAGGAAACGCGCGUGGCAAAAAAGGUGCGUUUUUUGUGUGCACUCGGCGCCCGUUGGCGAAAUUCUCAUUGUUCAGAGGGGCGGGGGCUGCAGCAAAUGCAGUUAGGGUGCGCAAUGAAACUUUUACCUGCGGCUGUGAUUAUUUUGCUAUUGCUGGCAAGGAAACUCAACCAGUCAGUAUUGUCUUGCCGUCGGUUACCGAAGCAUGUCCUUUACGUGUUCUGAAAAGUGGUUGUUGGUGGAGUGGGGUAAUGGUACCCGUGGUGUUGUGAAUUCGAGGUUUAUGAUGAGGAAAACAAAUCUCCAGCUAAAAGCUGGUCGCUACAUCACUAUAAGAAAGAACGGGGAACAGCAGCUGGCUACGUAUCUAGCGAGAUCCAGUAAGUGAAACUCUUCUUCAGGACAAUUGAAUUAGAUUACUUUCUUACCAAUUACAUGUAGUUUUGUUAGUGUACGCCGUACGCAUCGCUUGAGUAAAUGUGAUUGUUUUGGAAAUAGGCAAUUACAAAUGCAAUUUUUCUAAGGUCAAUCCAAUUAAAUAAUGGACAUCUAACACUUGUUUAAUAAGGAAAUAUUAUUCUCUACCGAAUUAAAGCUAAAAUAAGUAACAUAUUACAUAAGUAGGUACAUAUUAAUAUAAGAAAAAACAAUAUUAAGAAAAUAUUUCGAAUUGAUUCAUUAUGAUUAAGACUAUAAGUAUCCUAAUCUUAUUCGAAUUGAGUAACUUACCGACGUAUGUGGAACACACAUGACUCUCUUCCCAACAAAACAAAAACGCGGGAAGACUUUUUAUUACCACGCGGCCUUCUCGAACACAACUUCGUUUAUUUCAAAUUCACUGUAAGAGCAGUGCAGCGCACAGUCAGCUAACAGAAAGUGAAAAUAUUGUUAUUCAAUUUUGUUCUAUAUGUCAAACACGUUAAGGUUAUUAUUCUCAUGGCGCUGUUUCUCUACAACGCACAUGCACAAUGUUUGUCGAAUAGAAAGCUAAAGAAAAGAAAAUACGAAGCUUAGGUUACAAAAUUCUCUGUAGCACCAUUGUGACUCCGUUUACAUGAAACAUAACUAUUAUUUAUAUUGGUCAUGGAACUAAUAAAAACAAAGUUGGUCCUAUACAAAUUAACAAUAUCUCAUCGACCAAAUUAAUGCCUCGUCUAUUAUGUAUAUUACUAGAAUCAAAUGACUUUUAUUACUUUAUUUAUUUAUAAUUUAUUACGUACCUACUAAAUUUUAUUACUAAUUAGUUUCUUUUAAUACAGAUGAUCGCCAAUUGUUGAAGCAGCUUUUAGGCGAUGACGCAGGGCCCAGUGUGCCACCAGAACCGGAUGUAGGAGAUUUUUCUGACAGCUCAUCCGAUUGGAAGCCGAGUGACGAUGAAGAAUCCGAUUCUGAGGUUGAAUCAAAAAGGCCAAAAUUGGAUGUUUCACGAAAAUCAAUUAGAGAAAAGCAUAACAAGAAAAUCAUUAAGCCCUCGAACAAAGUAGAACCACUCAUUCCUAAUAAUUCGUAUAAAAAACAACAGAGGAACUUGAAAACCUAUAUAAAUUGCCGUAAAAGGCAACAUGAGUCGACGCCAAAGAUACAAGAAAACAACAAUAACACGCAAUUAUUCAACGAUUCGGUGGAGUCCUCUAACCGCGCAUCUAUUACUCUUGAUAUGAUGCUUGUUAUUGGAAUACUUCAGGCAAUGAAUAAAAUAGCACAACGUAUGGAAAUUUUGAAAGAAGAAUCGGCAAACAAAAUAGCAGAAAACAAAAUUAUUACACCAGAAAUCACGAAUGGAAACUUGUUUGUAGAUGAAGACGAUGCAAAAAGCAACCACAGCGAUGAAUCUAAUCGCUCUGAUGACAACGUUUUGAUAUCAAAUAGGUAUGGAAAUAUAGAAAAUAAUACGCAGGAACAAAAUAUGAGCAAUGAAACUGUAUCAACAGAAUCAGAAAACAACACGCAAGAAAAUGUCACCGAGACAGUCCAAAAUGAUUCGGUUAACAAUAAACAGGCAAUAAUUACGGUUAAAAAUACUGAGAAAAUACUCAGCGAAACGCUACCAAAAAGAGAAAAUAUAACAAAUAAUACACAAUCACAAAAGAUAGACAAGAACGCUCAGAGCCAAAGAGAAAAAAAAACAAGAAAAUCAGAAGUGGAGGAUCAAAAUGAAUGGGUUCCAAUUGGAAGCGGUAAAACACAAAUACAUAAGGACAAAUACAGAAAAGUAAAAUGGUCAUCUUAUACCAUAGCCACCAGAACUUUAUUGCUGGCUCUCUUUCCGAGAAGAACUCUGGCAACUCACUCUUUAACUGGAAAGAGAUCACCAGCUUUUCAGGACAAACCCGCAAAAAUGUGCUUAGACCCAAAGAAAAUAACAGAUAUUAUUAUUGAGGUAAUGGAUCGAUUCGACGUCAAGGAAAAUCUAGUCAGGAGUAUAAUUACAACGAAAUGCGCUGAUGAAAGCAAAAUGUUCAGAACCCGAAUGGAGAAGAAGAGAAAUGCAACAUCACACCCCAAAAAUGGACCUAACCAAAGCGGCUGCAAUAAGGAAAAUAAUUGAGUGACAAAAUGUUAGUCUGAUUAUAGUAAUUUAAGAAUUGUAAUACAUUUAUUCCGAUAAGCAUGAUUACAAAAACCAAAAAUCACAUUUUAUUCCAAGUGUAAAUUUAAUUAAAAAGAUCGUCUUAUAUUUCGUUUAAUCUUUUAUUACCCAGUAUUAAAAAAUGCUUAAAAAUAUUCAGUGUUGACUAGAUUAAAGAAAAUUGUUACGCACAUCCAUAGUUUCAGUAGAAAAUCAAAUAAAAUUAAACAACAUAGCCUACCUAGCUACUUUGUUAAAUCUAAUUGCCCUGUUGGAAUAUACCGAGUGGGGACAGGACUAGGUCUGUAUUUGUGCUAGCAAUGAUAGCUCUCAUGAGCAUCAUAUCAUCUGGGGUAAACUGCCAACCGCUUAACUGGCCCAGACUGGUCAGCUUUGGGCAGCAUUCCAUCAAUAGAUCCACUGUGUCCCUGGUUAGUCGUGGCGCGUUCGGGAACCAGAUCCCCUCAAGAUGUUCGAAUUUAUAUCGACGAAGCAUUCUGAAAUGCAUAAGUAUGUAAAUAAAAAUCAGGAAUCUUGUACCGAAUUUCGAAGAGCUAAGAAAAAAUAUUUCUGUGCUUGUAUUAAUUUCAAAACCACAUCCUUUCGUACCUACAAUGAAUCAUUCAAAUUCUUUCGUUAUUUAACAACAAUAUAAUCAAUAAUUCAACAAAAUUAACAUACCUUGACAUAUCAUUAUCAUCUAGC